GGCAAGGAUUCCUAGUCGAAAACCGAGUUAAUCCCUAGUGCCUCUCACCGGACAUCAUUCGUCACAAUGGCAGAUAAACAAAGUGCCCAGAAAAGCGUCAAAAUAGCCGCCGGAGCCGUAGUUUGUGUGGAAAGUGAAAUCAGAGGAGAUGUGACCAUCGGCCCCAGAACAGUGGUGCACCCAAAAGCUCGUAUUAUUGCAGAGGCAGGACCCAUAGUGAUCGGAGAAGGCAAUUUGAUCGAGGAGCAAGCUCUGAUUAUCAAUAGUUACCCAGAAAACAUCACACCAGAGUUGGAGGUGGAACCAAAGACAAUGACCAUCGGCAUCAACAAUGUAUUUGAAGUCGGCUGUGUAUCACAAGCUCUGAAGAUCGGGGACAACAAUGUGAUAGAAUCGAAAGCUGACGUCGGUAGGAAUGUGAUCCUCACCAGUGGCUGCAUCAUCGGAGCUUUCUGUCAGGUCAACACGUGUGAGGUCAUACCUGAGAACACGGUCAUCUAUGGCUCCGGGUGUAUGAGACGGGUUCAGACAGAGAGACCACAGCCCCAGACUCUUCAGCUCGACUUCCUGAUGAAGAUUUUGCCUAACUACCACCAUCUCAAGAAAACUGUCAAAGCAGGCCACACUACCAGCUAAAAGUUAGCUUUCUAGUUUCUAAGUUGAAUUAUAAAUGGCUGAUAAAACCUUAUCAGGAUUAGCGCUUACUGGAAGGAAGGAAGCAUGAAUGUAUAUAAUCAUAUAUAAUAAGCAGCUGGCUUUAUCAGUAAGUAUUUUCUCUUGCCGAUUAAUAUUUUCUACUCUAACUGCAACAGAUUUUAAGCAUUUCAUCUUUAUUUCUCUGUGCUGAUGUGCUUUUCUAUAAUAAAUUAGAUGACCUCAAA
Molecule: messenger RNA, 881 nt
Organism: Pleuronectes platessa (European plaice)
Lineage: Eukaryota; Metazoa; Chordata; Actinopteri; Pleuronectiformes; Pleuronectidae
Product: dynactin subunit 6
Exons: 7
Coding region: 67-636 (189 amino acids)
Biological process (GO): mitotic spindle organization
Cellular component (GO): dynactin complex
Molecular function (GO): dynein complex binding
Source: RefSeq, a predicted model, not a curated record